Messenger RNA from Chironomus riparius, 4214 nucleotides. The record is from the annotation of a GenBank genome assembly. NCBI's taxonomy places the organism in Eukaryota, Metazoa, Arthropoda, Insecta, Diptera, Chironomidae.
GCAUUGAGGAUAAUACUAAAUGGUCCCCAAAUUUCAUUUACAACACUGCAUACACUUAUAAGAGAUUCACUUGUUGAUAACUUAAAAUUUUAAUAUUUUAAAGAUAAAAAUAAAGUAUUUAGUAGCUUAUAAUAUGAGUAAUUGAAAAGUAUAUAUCAAUAAUUAUAAAUUAGUCAAAGUUUCAAUGGAAAUAUUUGUAAGAUGAGGAAAACAUUGUGAAACAUAUGAUUGUUCAAAUUAAAAUUUGUGAUAAAUUUUUUUAAACUUAAUGGUUUUUUUGAAAUAAAAGUUUGAUAAAAUUUAAUCAUUAACCAAAAAAAAAGUGCCUAAAAUGAUGUCUCUAAUGAGUGUCCCCAGCUUGGGCGAGAAUGAACAAAUUUGCAAUUGCCUGGAGCGUGGAACGAUGAUAACAAAAUACUAUCAGAAAAAGCGGCCCGAAAAGAAAUUAUUAAGCCUACGACGUGAGACUAGACAGAUUUUGGUCAAUCCAAUUACAGCGGCAACAACGUCAUCAACAUCAUCAUCUAGCAAUGCAUCACGUAAUUCUUAUGAGUUUUCACUUGAACUGCGUGAAAUUAAGGAAAUUCGUUUUGGCAAAAAUUCUAAAGAUUUUGAUAAAUGGGAAGAGAGUAAAAAAAUCGAUUAUCAGAAAUGUUUUGUGAUUCUUUAUGGAAACGAAUUCAAGCUCAAAACAUUUUCAGCAGUUGCACAUUCGGAAAAAGAAUGCGAUAUGUGGAUUAAAGGCCUAAAGUAUAUGCUUAGUGAUACAAUCAAUUCUCCAUAUCCAAUACAGGUCGAAAGAUGGCUCCGAAAAGAAUUUUACGCAAUGGAAAACAACAAUAAAGCCGUGACGUUGAAAGAGGUGAAGGCAUUUUUACCCAAGAUCAAUUACAAAAUAUCGACAUCGGAUUUAAACCGACAUUUUUUAGCUGUUGACACGCGUAAAAGAAAUGAGAUCGGAUUUGAUGAUUUUACACGUCUCUAUCAAAAUUUGAUUAACGUCCCGACAUUUUUAUUUGAAUGUUUCAAUAGUCAGAUGCCUUAUUCCGAGAACAGUGAAACAGUCUCGUUAAAAGAAUUUCAACGAUUUUUAUUGAAUGAACAAAAUGAUGAGAAAGCAAAUGAUGAUCAAUCCAUAUCGAAUUUUAUUCAAGACUUUGUUCAGGACACACAAAGAGAAGUGCAGGAGCCUUAUUUUACAAUCAAUGAAUUCGUGGAUUAUUUAUUCUCUAAACAAAAUGAAAUAUGGAAUGGCAAGUGCAAUCGUGUUUAUCAAGAUAUGACAAAACCACUUUGCGAUUACUGGAUAUCCUCGUCGCACAAUACAUAUCUUUUUGGUGAUCAGUUUUCUAGUGAAUCCUCAACGGAGGCAUAUGUACGUGCUCUACGUAUGGGAUGCCGAUGCAUUGAACUUGACUGCUGGGAUGGUCCAGAUGGUCCACUUAUUUUUCAUGGCCAUACAUUUACCACUAAAAUAAAAUUCAAAGAUGUCAUCAAGACAAUCAAAGAACAUGCAUUUGUAACUUCACAAUUCCCACUCAUUUUGUCAAUUGAACAGAACUGUACGUUGCCUCAACAACGAAGGAUGGCACAGUUGAUGUUAGAAGUUUUUGGUGAUAUGCUAUUAAUACAACCUGUUGAAAAAAACGAAUCAAAACUGCCAUCGCCGUAUUCUUUAAAGAGAAAAAUUAUUUUAAAACAUAAGAAACUUGUGUAUUAUGAAGGAGCAAGUCAUAAUGCUUUUUUCGUUGAUGAUUCAAAUGGUGUAACUAGAAGCGAAGUUCAACUUCGACAAGAUGAUAAUGAACUAGAUAUACGUAAUACAGUCAAGAAUGGAGUUUUAUAUUUAGAAGAUCCUGUUGACAAAGUCUGGAAUCCUCAUUUCUUUGUUUUGACACCAAAUAAUAAAGUAUUUUACACUGACAGCUACAGACUCGAUAGAGAUGAUGCACGUGAUGAGGAAGCAGAAAAUUUGAAUAGGCCAAAAGAACAAGCAUCGAACGACGAAUUGCAUUUUGGUGAAAAUUGGUUUCACGGAAAGCUUUCAGGAGGCAGAAAUGAAGCAGAAAAUUUGUUACGUCAAUAUUCUCAUUUGGGUGAUGGUACAUUUUUGGUGCGUGAAUCUGUUACAUUUGUCGGCGAUUAUUGCUUAUCGUUUUGGAGGAAAAAUAAGCCAAACCAUUGCAGGAUAAAGAUAAAACAAGAACGGGGUAGCACAAAGUAUUAUUUAUUUGAAAAUGUUUUGUUCGACAAUCUCUACAGCUUAAUAAUGUAUUAUCGACAAAACAUGUUGCGGUCUUCCGAAUUUUCAAUAACUUUAAAAGAACCCGUACCUCAACAAAAUAAACAUGAAAUGUGUGAAUGGUAUUUCGCUAACACCACACGCGAGCAAAGUGAAAUGAUUUUAUCUCAAAUGCCAAAUGAUGGAAGUUUCCUCGUACGCCCAAGUGACAAAGGACAGAACACCUACGUUAUAUCAUUUAGAGCACAUCAAAAAAUUAAACAUUGCCUUAUAAAAAGUGAAGGACGACUAUAUGAAGUUGGAACAAUGAAAUUCGAGAGUCUUAUUGACCUCGUUAAUUUCUACAUGAAAUUUCCACUAUAUCGCAAAGUAAAAUUGAUUUAUCCGGUCUCUAAAGACAUAGCAAAAAGAAUGGGAGAUAUCUCGCUUCUUGAUGAUGACAAUGCUUAUACAUCUUCUGGAUAUAUGGACCCGUCAACAGUUGCAAGAGAUAAAAUUACGGUUAAAGCUCUCUACGAUUAUAAAGCACAGCAUGACGAUGAACUUUCGUUUUGUAAGCAUGCUAUAAUUACUAAUGUUGAUAAAAAGAACAAUGAACUUUGGUGGCGCGGUGAUUAUGGUGGCAAAAUACAACACUAUUUUCCAGCAAAUUAUGUUCAAGAAAUAAACAAUCUUGAUAGCCUCGAAGUUGAUGAAAAUUCAAAUGAUUCUGUAUUAGGGAAUCUACAAAAAGGUUCUAUUGACGUAAGUGGAGCAAUUGUUGAUCUCGCAUUAAUCCCAGGUGCUGAAAUAGAAUGGAUUCUUCGUAUUCAAACGCCUUCAAUGCAGAAUAUAUUUGAGGUAGGAGCACAAACUAAAGAAGCUGCAAUAGAAUGGCGCCAAGCAAUAAUGGAAGCUGCACAAAAUGCAAGUGUUUUAGAGAAUGAACGUCGAAAAAUGGAAAGAAAUUCAAAAGUUGCAAAAGAAAUGUCUGACUUGAUUAUUUACUGUAGAAGUGUUCCAUUUAAGAAUGCUGGAUGGUUGUUUUAUGAGAUGUCAUCAUUUGCUGAAACAAAAGCUGAAAAAUAUUUCUUACAACAGGAAAUGAAGCUCUUCUUACGUUACCACCGUAAUCAAAUAAGUCGUGUAUAUCCAAAAGGCCAACGACUCGACUCAUCAAACUUUAAUCCAAUGCCUUUUUGGAAUAUUGGUUCCCAAAUGAUUGCUCUUAACUUUCAAACACCUGAUAAGCCGAUGCAAGUUUUAAUGGGAAAAUUCCGAGAUAAUGGAGGAUGUGGUUACGUGUUGAAACCCGAAUUUAUGUUAAAAGAUGAUUUUGAUCCAAAUGACUCUGCAUCUGAUGGCUUAGAUCAAGUUCUUGUUUCAAUACGUAUAAUAGCUGCUCGACAUCUCUUUAAAAGUGGGCGAACAAAUAUAUCAAGCCCAUUGGUUGAAGUGGAAAUUCUCGGCGCACCUUACGAGACUGGCAUUAAGCAUCGAACGAAAGCUAUUUCGGAUAAUGGCUUUAAUCCGAUUUGGAAUGAAAUAUGUGAGUUUCGCGUUAGAAAUUCUGCAUUUGCCUUAUUAAGAUUUGAAGUACAAGAUGAAGAUAUGUUUGGCGAGAAAAAUAUCAUUGGGCAGGCAACUUUCCCCAUCAAUUGUUUACGUACAGGUUACCGUAGUGUACCAUUAAGAAAUAAAUAUAGCGAGGAAUUGGAAUUGGCAGCACUUCUUGUGCACUUCUCAAUAAAACAAGUCAAAGAGCAUUAAGCUAGUAUAAAUAAUUGUCAAACUAAGCAUUUCUCCACAAAACGCAAUUUGAAUGAGUCAUAUUAUUUACACAGUCUAAUACAUUUCAUUUCAUAAAUAAUAAAAAAAAAUAUCACUAUAGUUAUAUUAGUAUUGUCUUCAUACGUCAGAGAAGUAUAAAACAAUUUAUGUUAUAAAAUGAAAAUGUUUAAUCAUAAUUUAUAUGUUUACAGUUUAUAUCAAA